This is a messenger RNA of Eublepharis macularius, 3154 nucleotides long. It is a transcript of the gene FJX1, whose product is annotated as four-jointed box kinase 1. The transcript has a single exon. The record is from RefSeq and is a predicted model, not a curated record. Gene Ontology annotation, biological process: cell-cell signaling. Bases 477 to 1796 code for a protein of 439 amino acids. Lineage: Eukaryota; Metazoa; Chordata; Lepidosauria; Squamata; Eublepharidae.
AGCGCUGCGAGGGACAGACGACUCCGCUCACAAAAAGCCGCUGCAGCGCUGGGGCAAGUGGAGGUGCCUCCACGCCUCGUGAGGCGCCCCAAAGGGAAGCGUCCCCAACAGCGGCCUCACCCUCCGCCUUGCCAUUGCCGCUUUAAGCGGCAGGCCACGCCGGGCGGUGGGCAGGGUCCCCGCGCCCCCUCUUUCCCACGUGGUCUCGGUGCCUGUGAAUUUCAAUCGCUGGAGGGUCUCGGUGCAGUCAGCGGUCCCAGAGCUUCGAGCGGCCAUCCAUCCAUCCGGAGAACGGCUCUACGGGGCGCCGGAUCCUUUCUGCUGGACCGACUGCUCUCGGUGCCUGGCCCGCCCGGCCGCAGCCACCAUGAGCGAAGGCAGCCCCGAUCAGGAGAACCGCGGGACUGCACAGCCGCCGGUACCGAAGCAACGGAGUGAGCCAGCGGCAGCCUAAGGCCAGCAGCGGGAGGAGGAGAAUGCGACGAGCGGAUCUGGCCGGGCUGGGCUCCGUGGCCGUGCUCUGGCUGCUGGCUUUGGCUUCCCUGCUGGGGCUGUGGGGCGAGCGGAUUGCGGAGCCGGGGGGCAUCGGACCGGGCUUCCCGCAGGAGCAAUCUGGAUCGAGGUUGGGGAGCCUGAGGGAAGAGGCUGAAGCGCCAGCAGCUUCCAGUCGUCGCCUCGCCCUUUCCAAUCAAGCUGCCCAGAAAACUUUCCGAGCGCUGCUCACGCUGCCGGGACAGCCUCGAGAGCCCCAGGACGGGCCGAGCGAAAGCGGACAGGAGCCGCCGCCUUCGGUUCUUCGUCAGCGGGAGAUAGGCAACUUGGAGCCGCUGCCCGCCUCGCCGGUGCGCGGGGGGAUCUUCUGGAGCCGGGCACUGGAGGCUCAGGUGCCGCCGGGCUUCUCGGCCGAGGAAACAGCCUCGUGGCUGCAGGCGGCCCGGGAGGCGCGCGUCGUGUCCCUGGAGCGGGGCGGCUGCGGGCGCAGCUCCAACCGGCUGGCGAGGCUUUCGGACGGGAGCCGCGCCUGCGUGCGCUACGGCAUCAACCCAGAGCAGAUCCAGGGCGAGGCGCUCUCUUAUCACCUGGCCGAGCUGCUGGGCAUCCAGGGGCGCCUGCCGCCGCUGGCGCUCUCGCGGGUGGAGGCGCGCGGCGGGCAGUGGGCGCAGGUGCGCGAGGAGCUGCGCGGCUCCCACUGGGCCGAGGGCGCCGUGGUGAGCCUGGCGCAGUGGGUGGACAACCUGACCGACGUGGUGGCCCCCGCCCCGUGGCGCGCCGAGGCGGGCCGGCGCCUGCAGCCGCUGGCGGCGGGAGAGCUGCGCGGCCUGGCGCCGGCGCAGCUGGUGGAACUGGUGCAGUGGAGCGAUCUGAUCCUCUUCGACUACCUGACGGCCAACUUCGACCGGCUGGUCAGCAACCUCUUCAGCCUGCAGUGGGACCCCCGCGUGAUGCAGCGGGCCACCAGCAACCUGCACCGCGCCCCCAACGGCGGGCUGGUCUUCCUCGACAACGAGGCGGGCCUGGUGCACGGCUACCGGCUGCUGGCCAUGUGGGACAAGUACAACGAGCCGCUGCUGCGCUCCCUCUGCCUCUUCCGCGAGGCCACCGCCCAGCGGGUGCGGGAGCUGCACCGCCUGCGCAACGCGGCUGCCGAGCUGCGCCGCCUCUACCGGACGCGGGAGCCGCUGGCCGAGGCGCUGGGCUUCCUCUCCGACCAGCAAGCCCAGCUUCUGCAGGACCGCGUCGACUUGGUCCACAAGCAUAUUUUACACUGCAAAGCCAGGGCCGCCGGCUCGCUGUGACUCGCUGCCUAGUUGGACCCCAGGAGGGCCGCAACAAGGGGACCCAGCGUUGGGCCUUUCCUCCUUCAUGGGCUCCUGCAAGAUCACCCUUCCGGCAAGGGAUGGAGGUGCCUGUCAGGUGUCUCUAGUUGCGAGCUUGCUGACAUUUCACACAGGAAUGUGUGAGGAGGCCAACUGAAAACGAAGUUGGCAAUAACACAGGCUUUGGGGGAAGGGGCAGGGGAGCCAGUAUUGUGCGUGGUUCUCUGGUGUUUUGUUAUGGGGACCCAUCAGAAUGUGCUCCUUGAUAUUCUCAUUUUAUGCUCCAGGCACUCAAUUUCCAGUAACACUGCGUUGUCUUCAGUACCAGUGCUGCCAGAUUUAUUGCCAGUCCACAAAUGAGAGCUGAGUAGGCUUAUAUAUUUGGGGAGGAUGCACUAAAAGACACAUUUAUGCCUCUUUUUUUGAGGUGUGAUUUGAAAUGUUGCCCCCUUUCUGCACUAUUGUCUGUUAUAAGACUAAUAAUCCUUCCUCUGCACAGCCCUUCCCCUCAAAAAACCCAUUUCUUAAUGUUUAACAGGGCUUUGAGGGACCUGCUGAAUGGUCAGGAAGUGCUUGGUGCUGUGGCAUUGCUGACCCAAAAUGUAUAGACCUGACCAGCUCCUUGAAUAGGAAACUAUUUGUUUUAAGCAUACAAAUCUCACUGUUUUAGCUUCACCACAGGUUUCACUUCCCAGAAUGGAUGUUUUUCUACUGAAUCUUAAUGACUCUUCUUAAUAAUUCACUUUGGUAAAAGGCUCUGUAUUGACCAUAUUUGGAAAGGGGCCAUCUAUUUUUUCCCUUCUAGUGGGCCAUUCAAAAGUAUUCCCUGCCAGGCUUUUCAUUUUUUAAAAAUUAAAAUAACUUUAAAAACUGAAUAGCAUUUAUAAUCCAAUAACUGCUGCCACGCUUCUUCAGUUGUUGAAUUAGGGAAAAUACCCCUCCCAUGGCCCUGUUUUUUCUUGUUGAUCUCCCCAGUGCAAAUGGAUGUACAUAAUAUCAAAACUAGUAAGUGUGUAGGAAACGCUGCUGUUCCAGUAGCUCUUAACCUUUGCGGCGAGAAACAAAAUUCUUUCCUUUCUCGCCAUGUCUGUUUUAUAUGUAACAUUGCUGUACAGUAAAAUAAUUGACUAAUGGGGUAACAGAGGAAAAACAAUUCCCAGGUUUAUAGUAUUUGUCAAUGUAGUAAAUUUUUGAUGCAUUAGUCACACAGGAAGAAAAUCAGUUUCAUGCACUUUACUUUGACUUUUCUUAUUUUUUUUUUAUGAAAAGGCCUUUUAUUUUUUAAAAAACUGCAUUUUAGGUACAUAAUGUAUGUUCCUAAGCUGUUCUGUAACAUA